AUGGGGCUGAAGCAGCAGGAGAUCUGCGCUGCGAAGUGGAUAUUCACGCUGCUCGACUACGACGCGGACGGCAAGCUGCAGCUGUCGGAUCUGGAGCGCGCGCUGGGCAUCGAGAGCUACUACUUUGAGGGGCAGCUGCGGGACGCUGACGAGGACGACGACGGCGCCAUCACGUUUGAGGAGUUCCUCGUGAGCUACGCCAAGCCGCGGCCCGUGUGGAAGAAUCUCGUCAUCAUGGCCGCUAACACGCUCGCCGUCUUCCUGCUGCUGCAGUCGCCCCUGGACGUGAUGCUCAAGUGCAUCCUCGUGGGCGCCCUCAUCCUGCGGCCCCAGAUCAUCAGCCGCCCUGCAUCCCUCGUGUACGACGCCAUCGCCGCCCUCGUCGGCUCCGGGCGCGCGCGCGUGCAGAUGGGCGGCGCCGGGGCCGGCGGCGGCGGCGAUGGGGGGCGCGGGUCGGUGUGGCGCGCGGCGUGA
Molecule: messenger RNA, 474 nt
Organism: Monoraphidium neglectum
Lineage: Eukaryota; Viridiplantae; Chlorophyta; Chlorophyceae; Sphaeropleales; Selenastraceae
Exons: 4
Coding region: 1-474 (157 amino acids)
Molecular function (GO): calcium ion binding
Source: RefSeq, a predicted model, not a curated record